Molecule: messenger RNA, 659 nt
Organism: Linepithema humile (Argentine ant)
Lineage: Eukaryota; Metazoa; Arthropoda; Insecta; Hymenoptera; Formicidae
Source: RefSeq, a predicted model, not a curated record
AUUAAUAUAUACUAUCCCUGAAAUUUUAGGAACACUCAAUAAAAUGACUUUCUUGGAUCAAGUGCCAAAUUUCAAAAUCUACAAUCAAGAAAACUGUACAGACCAUCUGUAUUGGAUUAUGGAAUUGAUUAUGGAAUCAUUGAAAAAAAUAUUCCAAAUGUACAAAUAUGGGACAUCGGCAAUUUGGAUCACGAUGUUACAUGUAAUCGGACAUGGCUUCAACUUCUGUCAUAUAUUUACGCAAAGUGCUGACGAUCUAACAUGUUUGUUUCGCAAUUAUUUCCACGCGACACAUGAACUUCCCAAAUUUCAUUAUUGGUUUUGGGGUACAAUGGCAGGUGUAACGGGAGUACUUUUAACAAUUGUAACUGGAUCGAUAUUCAUAUGUUCAUUGCCAAUGGUACGAAAAUCAUUCUACAAUUGGUUCUCUUUUGUUCACUCCUUAUAUCCAGUUUUCUACAUACUCAUGAUUUUACACGGCAGUGGAAGACUAGUACAAGAAUCAUAUUUUCAUUAUUUCUUUUUGGGACCAGCUAUUCUAUUUAUCUUCGAUAAAGUCAUAACUUUGACUAGGAAAACAAUAGAUACCAUUGCUCAAAGCAGAAAUCUUACCAUCAGAUGUAACAUGGAUAACAUUUCCUAAAAACCUUUAAUUUCAA